AUGAUGCUCUACCCAACCGCUCCAGAAGCUGCUACCCGCUUCCUCAAGUUUGUCAACGCUUCCCCAACGCCAUUCCAUGCUGUACAGACUGCAGCCCUUCGUCUGGAGCGCGCAGGUUUCCAAAAGAUUCGAGAGAAAGAUGAGUGGGAGAAGGACGUACAGCCAGGUGGAAAAUACUAUUAUACAAGGAACCAGUCCUCGCUGAUUGCGUUCACCCUGCCACAAAAGUGGAAGCAGGGCGCUGGACUCAGUAUCGUCGCAACCCACGUUGACAGUCCCAAUCUCAAGAUCCGUCCCAUCUCCAAACGUACCAAGGCUGGCUAUCUCCAAGUCGGCGUCGAAACCUACGGCGGUGGAAUCUGGCACUCCUGGCUUGAUCGUGACUUGUCCAUUGCUGGACGUGUUGUCGUCGCCGAAAAGAAUGGCGGUUUCACUUCCAAGCUCAUCAAAAUCGACAGACCCAUUCUUCGCAUCCCAACUCUUGCCAUCCAUCUGGAUAGAGGAGUGAAUGACAACUUCAAAUUCAACCAAGAAACAGAAUUCGUUCCCAUACUCGGGCUGGUUUCGGACCAGCUCAAUGGAGCUGCAAAGAAGGUUGAAGAUGAUAAAGGCUCCAUCUUGCCGCCUAAAUCAAGCGCGUCAAGCAUUCAAGAGAACCACCAUCCUGCCCUCCUUGCUCUUUUGGGUGAGGAGCUUUCCGUCGCGCCGGAAGAAAUCCACGACUUCGACCUCUCUCUAUACGACACCCAGCCGUCAGUUUUGGGAGGCCUCAACAACGAGUUCAUCUUCAGCCCAAGACUCGACAACCUUCUCUCCUCAUUCUGUGCUGUUGAAGCCCUCGCCGAAAGCGUGACAGCCGAUUACUUUGCAACUCUUGAAGGCAACGUCAACUGCAUCGCCCUCUUUAACCAUGAAGAAAUCGGCAGCGUCUCCACCACCGGAGCGGAAUCCAGCCUUAUUCCUUCUUUGCUUAACCGCCUGUCCCCAACACCUGCAGCCCUUGCUCAGUCAAUUGCCCGUUCAUUCCUCAUCUCCGCUGACAUGGGUCAUGCGAUCCAUCCCAACUACACUUCGAAGCACGAGGAGAAGCACAGACCCUACAUGAACGGAGGGAUCGUCAUCAAGACCAACGCUAAGCAACGUUACGCCACUGACGCCGUAUCGUCCUUCAUCGUCAAGCAACUUGCGGAAAGACGGGGUGGCAAGGUCCAAGAAUUCGAAGUUCGCAACGACAUGCCUUGCGGGUCGACAGUCGGACCAAUGCUCUCGAAACUUGGUGUUCGUACCGUCGAUGUCGGCAAUCCCAUGUUGUCCAUGCAUUCAAUUCGAGAAACAGCUGGAUCCCACGAUGUCCAAUCCGCCAUCGACCUCUUCCACGCUUUCUUCGAAGGGUUCUCCAAGCUUGACCAAGGUUUGAACGUUGACUAG
This is a messenger RNA of Coprinopsis cinerea okayama7#130, 1428 nucleotides long. Its product is annotated as aspartyl aminopeptidase. The coding region runs from base 1 to 1428 and encodes 475 amino acids. Gene Ontology annotation, cellular component: fungal-type vacuole. The record is from RefSeq and is a predicted model, not a curated record. Gene Ontology annotation, molecular function: aminopeptidase activity; zinc ion binding. The transcript is spliced from 8 exons. NCBI's taxonomy places the organism in Eukaryota, Fungi, Basidiomycota, Agaricomycetes, Agaricales, Psathyrellaceae. Gene Ontology annotation, biological process: proteolysis.